This is a messenger RNA of Pseudozyma flocculosa PF-1, 2157 nucleotides long. RefSeq lists its product as uncharacterized. Gene Ontology annotation, cellular component: catalytic step 2 spliceosome; intracellular anatomical structure. The transcript has a single exon. Gene Ontology annotation, molecular function: RNA binding; ATP binding. Bases 1 to 2157 code for a protein of 718 amino acids. The record is from RefSeq and is a predicted model, not a curated record. NCBI's taxonomy places the organism in Eukaryota, Fungi, Basidiomycota, Ustilaginomycetes, Ustilaginales, Ustilaginaceae.
AUGGACGCCCAGAUGGGAGGCAGCGGCGGCGGCUCGCUCACGCUCAAGCCCGAGGACAAGCUGCUGCAGGAGAAGAUUGCCGCCGCAGAGUCGGCGGCGGCCAAGAUCGAGGCGACACGCAAGUCGCUGCCCGUCUACGCGCUGCGCGAGGAGCUGCUCGACGCCAUCGCCGAGCACCAGGUGCUGAUCGUCGUGGGCGAGACGGGCUCGGGCAAGACGACGCAGCUGCCCCAGUUCCUGCACGAGGCCGGCUACACGCGCGGCGGCAAAAAGGUCGGGUGCACGCAGCCGCGGCGCGUGGCCGCCAUGAGCGUGGCGGCGCGCGUGGCCGAGGAGAUGGGCGUGCGCCUGGGCCGCGAGUGCGGCUACAGCAUCCGCUUCGAGGACUGCACCUCGGACGUCACGGUGCUCAAGUACAUGACCGACGGCAUGCUGCUGCGCGAGUUCCUCACCGAGCCCGACCUGGGCGCCUACUCGGCCCUCAUCAUCGACGAGGCCCACGAGCGCACCCUCAGCACCGACGUCCUGUUCGGCCUGGUCAAGGACAUUGCGCGCUUCCGCCCGGACCUCAAGCUCCUCAUUUCGUCGGCCACGCUCGACGCGGAAAAGUUCAGCGAGUACUUUGACGACGCCCCCAUCUUUUACGUCCCCGGCCGCCGAUACCCGGUCGACAUCCACUAUACGCCGCAGCCCGAGGCCAACUACCUGCACGCCGCCAUCACGACCGUGUUCCAGAUCCACACGACGCAGCCCAAGGGCGACAUCCUCGUCUUCCUGACGGGCCAGGACGAGAUCGACGCGGCCAUGGAGAACCUGCAGGAGACGAGCCGGGCGCUGGGCAACAAGAUCCCCGAGCUCAUCGUGUGCCCCAUCUACGCCAACCUGCCGUCCGAGAUGCAGGCCAAGAUCUUUGAGCCGACGCCCGAGGGCGCGCGCAAGGUGGUGCUGGCGACCAACAUUGCCGAGACGAGCAUCACGAUCGACGGCGUCGUCUUUGUCAUUGACCCGGGCUUUGUCAAGCAGAACUCGUACAACCCAAAGACGGGCAUGGCGGCGCUGACCGUGGUGCCGUGCUCGCGCGCCUCGGCCAACCAGCGCGCCGGGCGGGCGGGCCGCGUGGGGCCGGGCAAGUGCUUCCGGCUCUUCACCAAGUGGGCCUUUCAGAACGAGCUCGACGAGAACACGACGCCCGAGAUCCAGCGGACCAACCUGGCCAACGUCGUGCUGCUCCUCAAGAGCCUGGGCAUCAACGACCUGCUCAACUUUGACUUUCUCGACCCGCCGCCCACCGACACGCUGAUGCGCUCCCUCGAGCUCCUCUACGCCCUCGGCGCGCUCAACGACAAGGGCGAGCUGACCAAGCUGGGGCGGCGCAUGGCCGAGUUCCCCGUGGACCCGCAGAUCUCCAAGGCCAUCCUCGCCUCGGAGCAGUACGCGUGCACCGAAGAGGUGCUGUCGAUUGUCUCGAUCCUGCCCGAGGCCGGCUCCCUCUUUUUCCGGCCCAAGGACAAAAAGGUGCACGCCGACAACGCGCGUGCCGCCUUUUUGCCGCCGCCGCCCGCCACGGCCGGUGCGCCGUCCGGCGGCGACCACUUCCACCUGCUCAACAUCUGGAACGCCUAUGUCGAGUCCGGCUACGCCACCAACUGGUGCGUCGACAACUUCCUCCAGCCCAAGGUGCUGGCGCGCGUCCGCGACGUGCGCGACCAGCUGGCGGCGCUGUGCGAGCGCGUCGAAAUCGUACCGGCCUCGGUCGCCGACUCGGGCGGCAGCGGCGCCGGCGGGUCGCGGGACGGCAACGAGAGGAUCCAGCUCGCCAUCCUCUCUGGCUACUUUAUCAACACGGCGCGCCUGGCAAAGGGCGGCGAGACGUACAAGCCCAUCAAGGGCACGGCCGCGGUGCACAUCCACCCUUCGAGCGCGCUCUACAAGCAGAUUCCGCAGCCCAACACGGUGUGCUUUUUCGAGCUGGUCGAGACGAGCAAGAGCUUCAUGCGCCAGUGCAUGGCCGUCCAGCCAGGGUGGCUGCUCCAGGUGGCCAAGCACUACUUUACGCCCGACGACGUCGUGGAAAAGCAAAAGGGCCCGCGCAACGUCGGCGCCCCUGCUGCAGCGGCGGCGGCGGCCGGUGCUGCGGCGAAAGAGGCGCGGGCCUAA